UAUCAAUUCACGACCAAUACAUUGCCGGCAGUCAGAGCGGUCGCACAAUCUAAAAUUCAAAGUUGGAAUACUAUUUUUUUAUAGUUGUGUUUGUGGUUACGAUUGGUUGUAGCUUCUUACGUCACAGGACUUAUACAAGAUGAAGGUCCUAUUAUUAUGUUUGGCCUUUGCGGCUAUAAGUCUCGCUAUGCCAGUAGCUGAGGAGAAACCAGACUCACCUGCAGUUGCGGCUGUUGUGGCAUCGCCUAAAACUGAUGACUCGCCAAUUAAAGCUGAUGCUGCAGAGGAAAAGAAACCAGAAACAACCAUUGAGAAAAAAGAUGAAACGAAAUCAUUAGAUUCUAAAACCGAUAGUGCGCCUGAAGAACCGAAAAUAGCUGAAGACAAAUCUGCCGCUGCAUCUGAACAAAAACCAGAAGAGAAAGCUCCGGAAGAGAAGUCAGCCGUAUCAGCUGGAUCAGAAAAGAAAGAUAGUGCUGAUGAAGUUAAACCAGAAGAGAAGCGUGACGAACCUGAAUCCAAACCAGCUGAACAAGCAACUGUAAAACAGGUCACUGACACCAAAUCUGCAGAUAUUCCAGAAAUUAUUCCUUCUCCUGAAAAGAAAAUAGACUUGGCGGCUGCUAAGAGUGCUGACCCUGUUCCCCAGGAAAAGAAAGACGACGCCCCAUCUACUCCAGUCGCAGCAGAUGCAGCUCCAGUUCAAGAGAACCAACCAGCGGAAGUAAAAACUGACGCUAAAGCUACUGAUUCCAAACCCGUUUCAGAGGCUAAAGCUGCUGAUGCUGCUUCAACUCCAGGAGAUGAAAGCUUACGUGUUGUCCGUGAUACAGUUGAUGAUAAAACCAAAGUAGAAGAGGCGCCCAAGGAACCUAAAGAAGUCGAGCCUAAGGAGAAAGCUGAUGCUCCUAAAGAUGCUGAACCAGCGAAAGAAAAGUCUUCUGAAAAAGAUAUCGCCAGUGAGCCUGCUAAAGCUGACGAGGCCAAAGAAAGCAAACCAGAAAUAGCCAGCGAAUCCCCUAAAGAUGUGCCUACACCAGCCGAACCUGCUGUACAAGCAGACGCUCCAAAAGCUGAUGCUAAACCUGAGGACAAACCUGCGGCUAAACCUGAAGAAGUGAAGGAUACCAAAGAUAGCUCCGAGGAAAGCAACGAAAGUGGUGAAAAGAAGGACGGAGCUAGUUCGAAUUCGUCUGAAGAGAGCUCUGAAAAACAAUAAAAUAAUUUAGAAGAGUAGCGCAAAGCGGCGGGCGUGUGUCGACGUCCCUCGACACGCGCCCCCCGCCUGUAGCAGGCCACCUGCUAUCUUGCGCCAACCUGCGUGUAAUGUGAUGUGUGGCUCAAGUGAGUGUGAGUGGCGACUGUAGACAGUCGCGCUGUUGCGUUCACGUGAAUAUAUCCGACUGUUCACUAGAAGACCUAGAGACUUAUUUAAAUAGCCGAAUCGAAAAUUACCUGCGUUGUAAUUAUUAUUUCAGAAAUUAAAUUAUCGAAUUUCCGGUAGGUACUAUAAGUAAUAAAAUAUGUUUUGUAAUAA
Messenger RNA from Achroia grisella, 1537 nucleotides. Its product is annotated as neurofilament heavy polypeptide-like. The transcript has 2 exons. Lineage: Eukaryota; Metazoa; Arthropoda; Insecta; Lepidoptera; Pyralidae. The record is from RefSeq and is a predicted model, not a curated record. Bases 140 to 1219 code for a protein of 359 amino acids.